UUAAAACUCAUUAAAGGCAGCAUGCUGCUUGUAUCAUACCUAACUACAAACUAGAUUUUAUUCAGAGUUCAGACUUAGGAACCAGCUCAUCAAUACAAAACCACAAACAUUGCGAGGCUAAAGCAAGGACUUCAAACAGCUCUUGUAGUAAACAAAUUUCAAUGUAAACAUGAAAAUUGUAAACUUCAUGACUCAAACUGUUACAUCGGACAUACAUCGGUUGGCCACACAUUUACAACAAGGCAUCAAAACAGUUCAUUAGAAUACAGAAUCUGAAACAAACUAGAUAAAACAUUAAUCGAUAAUAAAAGGUAACUGGAUGAUUAACUGUAAAAAAACCCCAGUAAAAUACAGACCAAAAACGUAAUACAGACAGAGCACCUAUGCAAUGAACUAUAGAAGCAAUGUUAAAUAAACAGUUACUUUUAAAUCCUGUGAAGAUGAUUUUAUGAAUAACAACAUCAUCGCCACGAUCCUUUGCUGUUUAUUGGAAAACACUGUAACAAUACGCUAAUAUAAUCACUUCAUCCUGAAGACGAACCCGAAAAUUGACGCUAAGCUUACGGGACUAAUUAGAAAACACACACACACACACACACACAAACAUAUUCAUGCGUACAUACAUAUGUAUGCACACGCGCACACACAAACACGUGCACGCACGCGUACACAUACAUACAUACAUACAUACAUAUAUAUAUAUAUAUAUUAAUUUCAAUUUUUCCAGUGACUGUAGUGGCAUUGAACUGUGUGUAUACGAGAUUCGUUACGAAAUGCCAGAGUGUCAUGGCAGCAACUAAAAUAAUUACUUUGCUGCUGGUUAUCAGCGGUGGUAUAUUUUCCCUCGGCCAAGGAGAAAUAGAAAACUUCAAAGAACCGUUUGAAAACAGCAAGACUGAUGUUGCUUCUCUAGUACUUGCAGUGUUAUAUUCCAUUUUUUCAUAUGGAGGAUGGGCAAUUAUUGCAGCAUUAUCUGAGGAAAUGAAAAACUCUGCCAGAGAUCUUCCAAGGGCCAUUCUACUGACAUUCUUCAUUCUCAUCACCUCGUAUAUACUGAUCAAUGCUGCUUACUACACUACACUCAGCCCUUACGAGAUAAUCAACUCUUCAUCGGUAGCACUGGAUUUCACUCGGCACAUUUAUGAACCAUUAACUUCGUUGACUUCCGUACUUGUUGCCAUUUCUUCAAUCGGAGCUCUAAUUGCUGCAGUCCUGGCCCAGCCAAGACUAUUGUUUGCUGCUGCCAAGUUUGGUCACAGCCCUACAAUAAUGAGGAUGCUACAUGAACGCUUCAAGACACCAUGGUUAGCAAAUUUUGCCUUAUGUAUUUGGGCUUUAGUAAUGCUGUUCACAGGAGAAAGCCAACAUUUCAUGGAAAUCCUUGGUACUUUCACUGUAUAUUCUGCAAUUAACAUCAAUCUGUGUCAUCUAUACUAUAGGUGGAAAGCGCCUGAUGUAAAGCGACCAUAUAAGGUGAAUAUUUCUAUUCCUAUUUUUCAACUUAUCUUCAACAUCUUCGUCAUGACAGCUGCAAUAUAUUCCAAUCGAAAUAGUGUAGCACUAUCAGUAUCCCUUCUGCUGGCAGCAAUACCAGUUUAUUGGAUUUGUAUCUCCUGGAAGAAAAAACCCAAGAAUUUCCAAGAAUUUCUCAACAAAUCAAGUAUUAUACUCCAAAAAUUAUUCAACAUGAGAGUUGCAGCAUAAGAAAGAGAAAAAAAAAAGGAUCUCAACAAGAAGCGAAAACCACUUGUAUAGUACAAAUCAUGCAUGCCAGACACACAUAUUAUAUAUGGCCUGCAAUAUCAUGUUUCACAAACCUCAACAAAGUAGGUUGUUAAUCAUUGCUAGUACAGGAUAUGGGUGUGUUGAAAUUAUGAGGAAUCAGCUCAUAUCUAUUUUGUGUGACAUCAGACAAGCCAAACAAUUAUGGAUAUACUCCUAAGUAUCAAUAGCUGAUUGUAAAUAUGAUACACAACAGACAAGCUGAUUCUCCACUAUCUGAAUAAAAAUAUGCAUAUAUUUCUUAUAUACUAA
This is a messenger RNA of Octopus bimaculoides (California two-spot octopus), 2034 nucleotides long. Its product is annotated as cystine/glutamate transporter. Gene Ontology annotation, biological process: amino acid transmembrane transport. Gene Ontology annotation, cellular component: membrane. The record is from RefSeq and is a predicted model, not a curated record. Gene Ontology annotation, molecular function: L-amino acid transmembrane transporter activity. NCBI's taxonomy places the organism in Eukaryota, Metazoa, Mollusca, Cephalopoda, Octopoda, Octopodidae.